Molecule: messenger RNA, 1620 nt
Organism: Corticium candelabrum
Lineage: Eukaryota; Metazoa; Porifera; Homoscleromorpha; Homosclerophorida; Plakinidae
Product: flavin-containing monooxygenase 5-like
Exons: 3
Coding region: 40-1575 (511 amino acids)
Molecular function (GO): NADP binding; N,N-dimethylaniline monooxygenase activity; flavin adenine dinucleotide binding
Source: RefSeq, a predicted model, not a curated record
UAAAACAAUGUGCCCCGCAUAUAGUCACUAAAAAGUUCCAUGGAAAUCUACGACGUUGCUGUAAUCGGUGCUGGGAUUUCUGGCCUCGCAACAGCAAAGAAUGUUCUCGACGGUGGCCUCAGUGUCAUCGUACUGGAGCAAUCAGACCACGUGGGCGGUCUAUGGCAGUACCAGGAGAAAGGUUACGGUGUCAUGGACUUCACACACAUAAACGUCUCGAAGUACAACUACUGUUUCUCCGACUUUCCCUUCGCUGACGACGUUCCCGACUUCCCUCACCACAAAGACAUGGCGAAAUAUGUGAACUUGUAUGCAGACGCAAACGGUCUGCGCCAACACAUCGUCUUCCACAGGAAGGUCACCUCCCUCCUACGCAGUGACCAUUUGUGGACGAUUACUGCCGAACCAACCGACCAGUCAGGAAAAACGGAAACCUACAAAUGUCGCCACGUCGCCGUGGCAACCGGGCAUCACACCAAGCCUCGACGGCCACAAUUUGAAGGGCAAAAUACGUUUCCGGGCAGGAUAAUCCACAGUGUUGACUACAAGUCGGCUAGGAUUAAUGGAGUCGAUGGGAAGAGGCUGCUAGUAGUCGGAAUCGGCAACAGUGCGGUGGAUGUGGCUUCGGAUGCUGCUCUGUCGGGCUAUUGCAAUGUGACUGUGAGCACGCGUUCCGGGGUCUGGGUUCUUCCCAACUAUGUCUUCGGAAAUGCAAUCGAUCUCUACGCGUGCAGACUCGCGCUGUGGCUACCCUGGCAGUUCUUAAACUUCAUCACGGAGACGGUCAUUCGACUUGUCACCGGACACCCCAAAACGUGGGGUCUCAAUCCAAAGAUGAAGGCAAUGCAAGCGCAUCCGACAAUUAGUAACACACUAAUUCACUGCAUUCAACGUGGGUACGUUACAAUCAAGCCAAACGUCCUCAGGAUCAAUGGGAACAAGGUCAUAUUCACGGACGGUUCCACAACGCACAUUGACGACAUUGUGGUGUGUACCGGUUACAGCAUCGACCUACCGUUCCUCGGCGAACAGCUUCGAGCAGAAGCGGUCCAAGAGAGUACAAACGUACUCCAGCUCUAUAAAAACGUGUUUCAUCCAGACACCGGUCACUCACUGGCGUUCAUAGGUUUUGUUCAACCUUCCACCGGCGGCAUCCUCGCCGUCUCCGAGACGCAGGCGCGAUGGUUCGUCGAACUUUGCAAGGGCAACGCGCACUUGCCAUUCAGAGAUACAAUGAAGUGCGAGAUUCGUCAGGAUAGAGCGAAAAUGGAAAAACGGUAUCGUACCUCAGCGCGGCACACACUUCAAUGUGACCCUCUUAUUUACAACGACGAGGUGGCGUCCUGUUUUGGUGCCAAACCGUCUUUAUGGCGACAUCCCAACCUCGCUUGGCGAUUGCUUUUGGGAAGCGGUGGAGCGGCCCAGUGGAGACUGCAAGGACCAGGAAAAUGGGACAAAGCGAGAGAGUCGGUGCGAAAUGUACCGGUGACUGGACUCAUGACAUACCCGGUAGUAGUGACCGUUUUUGCCGUCCUCUUUUCUCUAGUCUAUACGUUAGUAUGUCUACUAGCGUGAAGUCUUUACGCUUAAUUAAUGUUUUCUAAUGUAGUUUACAACCAA